Molecule: messenger RNA, 1035 nt
Organism: Talaromyces marneffei
Lineage: Eukaryota; Fungi; Ascomycota; Eurotiomycetes; Eurotiales; Trichocomaceae
Exons: 3
Coding region: 1-1035 (344 amino acids)
Biological process (GO): DNA damage tolerance; double-strand break repair via homologous recombination
Cellular component (GO): nucleus; Smc5-Smc6 complex
Molecular function (GO): ubiquitin-protein transferase activity
Source: RefSeq, a predicted model, not a curated record
AUGGCAACGUCAAUGUACGAAGGCGGCUAUAAUGACAGCAACCGCGCAUUCCUCCAAGCCUUCAUGGCUCGAUCAACCAUGACCUUUGACGAAGCCAAGCCAGUCCUAGCGGCCAUAUUCUCUGCACAAGAAAACCGCGAAGUCCUCGCCGAAGACAUAACCCAAGCCGACCUCAACUCCUACAUCGCCGCCGCCAACAGCGCCAUUUCCCCAUUCGACCUAGAAAUUCGUAGCGCAAAGCCCCAAAUCGCACUCGACAACGCCAACAAUAAUACCGGAAGCGCGAAUACGGCGCAAAUAGUCUACGCCCUCGUAAACACAACCAGCGACCCCCUCACCCAACUCGCAACAACCUACACAGUCGACGAAAUCGCAUUCGUGAAACGACUACUCGACGCCAUGUUUGAGACACACAAUACCCGACGGAGCGAGGCGAUGGUGUUGUCGAAUAUACAGGCUAUUCAAUUAGCAAAAGUCUCUUCCUCUUCCUCAAAUUCACCAUCAACGGAGAAUGCGAACCAAAGCGGCGCGGCGCAGUCACUUACAAUACCCCAAGCAGAAACGAUGUUGGCACGAUUAGUGGAAGAAGGAUGGUUCGAGAAGAGCGCCAAGGGGUUUUAUAGUCUGAGUCCGAGAGGGUUGAUGGAGUUGCGUGGUUGGUUGGUGGAUACGUAUAAUGACGAUGACGAGGAGGGGAGUAGAGGGAAGAGGAUCAAGUUUUGUGCCGCUUGUAGGGAUAUCAUCACCGUUGGCCAACGAUGUUCGAAUCGUGAUUGUACUGGUAGGUUGCACGAUACUUGUGUACGCAACUUCUUCCGAAUGCAGCAGUCGGAGCGGUGCCCAGUGUGCAAGGCCGACUGGCCGGGGGAUAAGUAUGUGGGCGAAAGGGCGAUAACUACGACAGAGCAGUAUAUGCAGGGGAGAAGGCGGAGUGCGAAUACCGCCGCUGCUAGGCAGUCGGGUGUUAAUGGACAGACUAAUGGGGAAACUGAAGACGAUGAAGGAGAGGAGGACGAGGACGAGGACGAGAGAUGA